This is a messenger RNA of Bombus huntii, 2293 nucleotides long. It is a transcript of the gene Mtmr6, whose product is annotated as myotubularin-related protein 6. The transcript is spliced from 12 exons. Gene Ontology annotation, biological process: dephosphorylation. NCBI's taxonomy places the organism in Eukaryota, Metazoa, Arthropoda, Insecta, Hymenoptera, Apidae. The coding region runs from base 179 to 2293 and encodes 704 amino acids. The record is from RefSeq and is a predicted model, not a curated record. Gene Ontology annotation, molecular function: phosphatase activity; metal ion binding.
UACGUUCGUGUAAUCAGUAAUUAAUUGCGUAUAUCAAGGCAAUGGGGAAUAUAUCUUUUUCAUAUUCGAUAAAAAUAGGUUGAGAACCCCUGUUACUGUCUGAUAAGUCAGUGGUAACCAAUUUACAGCCCGUCAAAUGCUUCAUCAGGUGUAAACAACUGUGAACGAACAGAACGAAAUGGAUCAAAUAAAAAUCUCGAAGGUGGGGAACGUGAGGAUUUUAGAUAAAUAUAGUAACAACCAUUCUGUUGGUACUCUUUAUUUAACUGUAACACAUCUUAUAUUUACAGAACGAAGUGGAAAAAAGAAAAUCUGGGUGUUAUAUACUCACAUUGCGAAUAUAGAGAAGCAGCCAUUGACUACGACAGGCUCCCCAUUAUGUAUUAAAUGUAAACACUUUUUCAUUGUAACAUUUGUUAUUCCAAAAGAACGAGAUUGCCAUGAUAUAUAUCUUACUCUCUCAAAAUUGUCUUGCCCAGUAAGUUUAGAUGAUCUUUAUUGUUUUCAUUAUCAAGAGAACAAAGACACCUUACCGCAACAUGCAGGAUGGAAUUUUUUUAAUGUACAAAGUGAAUUUCAAAGGCAAGGUGUUCCAAAUGAAGAAUGGUCUCUAACGUAUUUAAAUACAAAUUACGAGCUUUGUGAUACUUAUCCAAAAUAUUUGUAUGUACCUAGUACAUGUGCCAACAGUAUCUUGAUAGGCAGUGCAAAGUUUAGAAGUAGAGGAAGAUUGCCAGUUUUAACAUAUUUAUAUUCCAACAAGGCUGUUAUCUGCAGAUGUAGUCAACCUUUAUCGGGAUUUAGUGCACGAUGUCCCGAGGACGAACAAAUGAUGUACAAUAUUUUGCGAACAAAUCCUAAUUCUAAAUAUAUGUACGUCGUAGAUACGCGACCACGAAUCAAUGCCUUUGCUAAUAGAGCUACAGGAAAAGGAUAUGAGAACGAGAAUUUUUAUGACAACAUAAAAUUUCACUUCUUUGGUAUUGAAAAUAUUCAUGUAAUGAGAACAAGCUUAAACAAAUUAAUAGAAUUACAAAGGAUGACAUCAAUGAGUGCAUUUUUAAGUGGUUUGGAAAGCAGUGGAUGGUUGAAACAUAUACGAUCUAUUUUAGAGACUGCUUGGUUUAUUGCUAGAGCAGUUUCAAAUGGAGUUAGCGUAGUAGUGCAUUGUAGUGAUGGUUGGGAUCGCACUGCUCAAGUAUGUUCAUUGAGUGCUUUAUUACUGGAUCCAUUCUACAGGACAAUUCAAGGUUUUCAAGCAUUGAUAGAAAAAGACUGGUUAUCGUUUGGACAUAAGUUUAGUGACCGAUGUGGUCACAUUAACUGUGAUAACAAAGAAUUAGCCCCAAUUUUUACUCAGUUCGUUGAUGCAACAUAUCAACUGUUGCAACAGUAUCCCCAUAAAUUUCAAUUUAACGAAUUUUUUUUGAUAACUCUUCAUGAUCAUGUACACAGUUGUCAACAUGGUACUUUUAUAGGGAAUUCAGAAAAAGAAAGACAAAUUCUCAGAGUAUCGGAAAGAACAUAUUCUCUAUGGGGAUACAUUGCAAAUAAUAUGCACCAAUAUAUAAAUCCUUUAUACAAAUGCAAUCGUUUCAAUGAAGAAACUAAUCCUGUUCUCCAACCUAAAUUGGCUCCACAGUGUAUUAUUUUAUGGCGAGGAUUGUACUUUAGAUUCGAGAAUGGUAUUCAUCCGAGAGAAACGUACGAAGAUUAUCUUUCGAUAAUGCAUGAUCAUACCAGUUGUUUAGAAGAUCACGUUAAGCUUCUCAUAAAGAGAGCUAACUCUUUGAGUUCAGUAUUGAAUUUAAAUAACAUUAAAAAAAAAGGAGUACAAGGGAAACUAAAAUUCGAUAAUAAAUACACAAUGGAUCCAUUAUCCGAAACCAUCAUAGAAAAUACACCAACUCACGAAGAGAAAGCAAAGUGUAAGAUAAAAAUUAGUCAGUUACAAAACGAAUUGAAAACAGUUUCCUUGGACUGGAAGUUAUUCCGUAACAUGGAAGAGUGUGCAUGUUCUACUACAUUUGACGCAUUUAAUAAAAAGGUAAAUGUAUAUUAUAACUUAAGAUUUAAUUUAGAAUUAGAAUUAUAUUUCCUUCCUCUUUUUUUCAGCAUCACUGUUGGUCAUGUGGAGAGGUAUUAUGCACAAGAUGCAUGGGUGCACACACUGUUCUUGCUGGACAUAAUUCACAACGUGCAGUGCCUACUUGUAAGUCUUGUACACAGAAUUCCAGUAUUCCUUCUACUAGUCCCUAAAUUUAUUCCUUUGAACACUUAUUUAAAUUUGUAA